This is a messenger RNA of Trachymyrmex septentrionalis, 1671 nucleotides long. RefSeq names its product facilitated trehalose transporter Tret1-2 homolog. Gene Ontology annotation, molecular function: transmembrane transporter activity. Gene Ontology annotation, biological process: transmembrane transport. NCBI's taxonomy places the organism in Eukaryota, Metazoa, Arthropoda, Insecta, Hymenoptera, Formicidae. The transcript has a single exon. Gene Ontology annotation, cellular component: membrane. The record is from RefSeq and is a predicted model, not a curated record. Bases 151 to 1671 code for a protein of 506 amino acids.
UUUCAGCUAAUUUGAAUUUGAAGAAAUUUAUUUGGAAGAUGAAGAGAUAAAAUUCCAACGUAUAUACGUAUUAGAAGUGACAGUGAAUAGUUACGUUAUUUUUUAUCAACAUCUCUGAAUUCUUUUUACAAUCGAUAUUAUUGUACCGUAAUGAAGAUGAAUGACCGUGAUAUACCAGAUACCAAAUUCAAGCUGUAUCUCAGACAAUUGUUAACAAUUUCGGGACAAUUGAUCGGACUCUGCGUAACCGGUAUGUCAUUUGGCUACAGCGCGAUACUUCUUCCGCAACUGGAGAGAAUUUCGACCAAUAACGUCGAAUCUUCAUUCGAAUCUGCGAAUACGGAUCAUUUCGGAGUGCUCAGUAUCGAUCAAGAGUCAUGGAUCGCAGCAUCCACACUUCUACCAAUAGCUCCAGGAUGUUGUACCGGUGGAUUUAUGGCGGAAAAACUUGGCAGAAAGACAUCGGUGAUGCUAGUAUUUCCUGUCUAUCUUAUAGGCUGGCUGAUUAUCGGUUUCGCCAACAGCGUAGAAGUUUUAAUAGCAGGCAGUUUUCUCUGUGGAUACUGUGUCGGGGUCUUGGCGCCCAUAUAUUCGAUCUACGUGAGUGAAACGAGCGACCCUCUGCUACGUGGUAUUCUACUGGGGGCAGGCAACUUGACCCUUUCGGUCGGUAUAUUGGCGUGUCACGCGAUGGGAACUUGGCUGCAUUGGCGAACCACCGCGUAUAUCUGUGGCGUGUUACCUGUAAUCUGUUGGAUAGUCUCUGUCUACUCGCAAGAGAGUCCAUUGUGGCUGCUUCGUAAAGGCAAAUUUGAGGAGGCGAAGCGCUCCUGGAUAUACCUCCGUGGCGAAGAAUCACUCGAGGAAUUCUCCCCCCUGGAAACCAUUAGACUCGCGGAAAUAUCGGGAAAGAGAAUCAAGAAACGAUCGUUAUUGCAAUCGCAAAAAAGGAUGUGGACCUCGCGAUAUUUCCUGAAACCUCUCAGCAUCAUCUGCCUGUACUUCUUUAUCAUGCAGUUCUCGGGUUCUAACGUAAUGACUUUCUACUGCGUCGGGAUGUUGGUGAGUGUCUCGCACUCGCCCUAUACGGUAAUGCUUAUUAUCGACACAAUUCGUCUGAUAUUUGCUAUUCUCAUGUGCGUACUUCUGAAAACAUGCCGCAGGCGCACUGUGACGUUUAUAUCCUGUUAUGGCACUGUUAUCAUAUUGUUAUCUUUAAGUGUGUGCUUGACAUUUGACAUUGGAAAACCUUGGAGUUUCGUGAUUUUACUUGUUGCUUACAUCAUUCUGGUGUCAUUGGGAUUGACUACCCUGCCCUGGAUGCUUUGCGGUGAAUUAUUUCCGAGAAAAUAUUGUGAGUUUGGUUCCGGAUUAGCAACCAGCUUCAAUUACAUAUGCAUGUUUAUAGUAAUCAAGACGAUGCCGCUUAUGAUGGAAUUUAUGCAGUUUGAAGGCACAUUCGCCGUUUAUGGCAUUGUGACGUUGAUUGGGAGCAGUGUCUUAUAUUUCAUUCUUCCUGAAACCAAAAACAAAACCUUGCAGGAAAUUCAGAUAUAUUUAAACAAGAAAUGUUACACACCGGAAGCACAAAAUGUGGACGUACCGUUUGAUGAAUGUGUUUCUUCUGAGAAAAACGACGAAUUGGAUAAGAAAACGUUGGUUGAUGAAUGA